UGAAAAUCCCGGCCGUCGUGACCAUUCUUUAUAGCUUGACAAAGAGCGUUACGCGUAAACGAAGAUUAGAUGGGAAGAAAGAGGUGUUCUACUUCAAUACAGUGUGCAUAUUGACUGAUGUGUUGCUUGCCAUCCAGAGGCGGACGUUUUGAGUCCAUGUCAAAGCUUCUCUUUGAGCCAUCUAACAGUGGAGUGGACUUUUGACGAUCUCCAUCAUAACGCUGUGAGGCAUGGGGCCUUCCUCAGGUCUUCGCCUUAAUACAGAAAUUUAAAGGGACAUCUAAUUGAAGCUGAUGUCAUUCCUAACCAAGUGACUGCCGUUGUUAGCCCAGACAGCAGGCCUACUGUUGGUGCUCCACCAGAGAGAGAGAGAGAGAGAGAGAGAGAGAGAGAGAGAGAGAGAGAGAGAGAGGGGGACAUCAUCUAAUCCUUGCAACUCUUUCAACAUGACCAGGGCAACGCAGUCAAUCGCCAGUCACCGGCUCCCUCUGUGAAAGUCAGAGGAACGGACGACUACAAAAUGGACAAGAACAUUGCUCGGGCUAUUUAUGGUUCUUCUGUCGUCAAUAAUAUCAAUCUAAUAUCAAAUUACAACAUUGGGGUGUCCAUGAAUAUGCCUGUCCCAACCAUGUCUACUCUGGAUGGGUUCGCCGACAUGCUCCAGGAUGAGGCUCGGGCGGUCUGCUUCUAGUCCCACGAGGUUGUGAUAUUUGCUUUGGUGCGGUUCGAGCUCGUGGUGGACCUUCAUGACAAUGGACAGGACAGUCACAUAUGGUGGCGGUGGCCACUGCCCAGUGGGAAAGCCGCCAGCCCAGGUCCCCAUUGGUUGGCAAAGAAAGAUCCACCAUGGAGGUGUUGUCUACAUCAGCCCCAGUGGCUCGGUGCUAGCCUGUCUGGAACAAGCCAAGAGCUACCUCCAGACAGAUGGAACCUGCAAGUGUGGCCUGGAGUGUCCCCUCAUCCUUCAUAAGGUGUUCAACUUUGACCCGGGGGCUGCCGUCACGCAGAGGACCGCCGAGGAUGUUAAAGCAGACUCUGCCGUCACCAAGCUCUGCAUACACAAGAGGAAGAUCAUCGCCGUGGCAACCCUGCACAGGAGCAUGGAGUCCCAGAUUUCCAGUAGAAACGCUGGUGGUUGUCACAUUGGUUCUUUGAAUCCUCAAGCAAUAAGGAAGGAUCUGCGCAACGGUCCCUCCAACACGAUCCCCCCCGACGGCAACAAUUCCUACAAACUGCCGAUGUCUGGUCCCCCGCACUACGUACACAAACACCAACUGGGCUCCCCACCCCAAAGGGACGCGUACGCACACCAGUCCAGGUUGAGACCUGGCGUCGGUGACCUCAACGCCCAAAGGUCGCCGUAUCGCAACAACCAUCACAGUGGCUUACUCAGCCCCCCAGCAACCACCACAUGUAGCGCCCAGCAUUACGCGGACCGGACCCCCUUUCUCAGGAGCCCCGAGUCUGCUGCACUCAGUUUUCACGGCGCCCCCAGCCCCGGCUCCGGCCACGUGAACGGUGAGCGCUUCGGCCCCCUCUCCCCACCCAGUGUCAUGGUGCACGGCCCGCCCUCCUCCAGCCAGCUGGCCUGUGCCCUCGCUGGAAGAACCAGCGUCUCCUCGUCGCCUUCGAUGCACACCAAAAGCCCAAACAGGCAGCGAUCGCCCUGCAGCUUCCCCCAGAACACAGACUACACCCAUAAAUCCCCCUUGUCGUCAAACGCCCAGCAGCAGCAGCAGCAGCACCACCCCCAGGUCCUACAGCACGCCCCCUACGUUGUGCAGAAGAGAUGCAUGAGCUCCUCUGAAAAGGACCCCCUCGGCAUACUGGACCCGAUACCGAGCCUCUUAGACUUUCACGACCAAGCCGUCCCCACACCCUCCAGACUCCAGGUCAAUAACCAUCCUCAAGGGGCGUCUGUGCACGCCCCUCCUGCCAUCGUCCCCUUGCCUAGUAAUCUCCCCAUGCCGGCGGUGAAGUCUGGAGUGGCUGGGCCUGGCCCUGGCCCGAGAGGCCAGCAACACCCCGCGCUGUCGUCCAUUUCAUCUUCACCCGUUAGAUCUCCAGUACACAUGGCAGCCCCACCUGCACCCGUUAGGUUAAAGGAGCUCUCUUUGCACCAACACGCGUCCGUUGCCUCCUCGCAUUACGGUAGUGUCGCCCUGGCUUCACAGGUGCCAUCGCAGCAGCAGCAGCAGCAGCAGCAGCAGCCUUCCCGGUCUUUGCAGGGGCCCGUUUCAUCCCCAAAGACCUCCGUGCCGCUCCAUCACAUGGCCGAGUCUGUGAUCCAGCCACUAGUAGCAAUAAACACUGGUGGUGGCGGUGUGCAUUCUGAGUCCAUACGCCUUCCUCCCCCCAGAGCCGACAGCCUCAAUCAAGCGAGACUCCCUCUGAAGACGGGCCCUCGCCAACUCGACCGACAGAAUCCUCCCACCUUCCCAGCCAGUAGUCUACUGUCCGCGGCGGCCAAAGCACAGCUAGUCCAUCAAAACAACCUGGGUGGCAGCUCGGGUCACCCUGGGUUGGUCGGGGGCGGCAGGCAGCCGUACAGCGAAGGAUGUGGCAGUCUGGAGCCCCAGUAUCUACGGGGUGCCGGAGUCCCCUUGGGAGAGGGACAGAGUGGAAGAGCGGCGCUCCGAGACAAACUCAUGUCCCAGCAACGAGGGGCGCAGCGCAAGCGGAAACCCCCCGCCGAGCCCGACGGGAACAUGUCCUUCCAUAUGAACAUGCAGCACGGCCCCAGUUCGCAUGGCUAUCCAGAGCCCACUAAAAGGCUCUUGCAGCAAGUGGCAAACAACGAUGUGUCAAUGGCACCACUUGUCCAACCUAUUAGCAAUCAGCUGGAAGCCCAGAAUGGACUGAGCCAUGCGUGUCAACCACUGCCCUUGCCUGGCAAACCGCUGUUUUUUGAGGAUAGUGUGCCUUCAUUGUCAAACAUGCAGAACGUGCAUGGACCCCUUCAUCUCCAAAUUAGAGACAUCGCAGGCUAUCGGAACUUCAGCAAAGACUGUCGUGAUGAUCCAGGGGAGCCCCGGAACAUGGAACAGUUUGCACGUCAAGUGAAUCAAACGCACAAUCUGCCUUUUGUUGGGAAUAUAAGGACCCUGAGUUACGGCGGACAUGAAGUGGAAGGGUCCAUAUGUAACCAAAACUCUCAGCCACCACAAAUGGGUCAUCAUGUAAAACAGUCCCAGGGCGGCCUUGGUUUUAAAGAUGGAACAGGAUUUCCCCCGAUGAUGUCCAAUGGUGGUUUCGAAAUGUACCCCGAAUCAGGUAAGGCUCAUUUCCUGGACUCGGCUUCAAGAAAACUCCAGAACGGUAGCCUGCGGCGCCGGCCACAGAAGCAACAGCCAAAGGACGCCUCGGGACAACUUCCUGCCCAGGCCGUGGACUUCCUCCAGUGCCCAGACAGCCUUUCUUGUUGUGACUCCAAUCGUCACCCACGCUCCCCCAGCUCCAUGAAUGGCCUCCUCAGAACCUUCAAGGUGAGUCUCGCUGAGGGGAUACCACACCCUGCCGGCAUGGUAUCGGAUCAACAGCAGGGCGUGGGUCUCCCGGAUGCCAUGUGCUUCCAGGCCAGCCAGCAGGGCCUCUCCAUAGCCCAGGGCGGGCCUCCGAGCACAGACGCGAACCCCACCAGCCAACGGGUGCGAGCCGGGUCGCGCGGGGAGGCCGUGUCGAGUGUCAUCGUCCGCAAUUGUGCGUUUUCGGCACCCCAAGCGGCCCCGCAGCUGGACCUCUCCCAGUCAGUCAUUCACGGGUCGCCCCGUGCCUAUCCCGACGAGGCCUCUCAACAACCGGCCGGGCCGCGACGGACCCCCGCGAAACUCAAGCACUCUAACGGCCUGCCCUCCGCCCCGGAGGCGCUGCUUCAGUUCGGCCGCGGCCCGCAAUGGAGCUCCGGUGCCAACGGCGGUCCGCCGUACGGGCUCAGCCAGGCCGAGAGGAGUCUGUCGCAGGCUCGGGCGCAGGACGGGAGCGGCUUCUACACAGAGUUUAUGGCCAGACACGCCUUCCCCACGCCGCAGGAGCAGAGCCCCGCUCAGCUGAACGGUAACCACCCCAGGAACGGCCACCUCGGCCCAGCGAGGAGCGGAGCCCACGCGUCAGGCGGGGUCAUCCAGUCCCCCGAGCACUGCCCUGCUGCCGAUGGCCGGCAAGCGUAUUUUCCCAAGCGGUCCAACGGAUAUUUAAACGGUCAGCUCAACGGGAACUACGGUGGCGGCGGCGGCGGCGCGCGUGAUGCAGGCAGCCUCAACGGGUCCUUUGUGCUGAAUAUUGCAGAAGGCCAGAUGAGUGAAGAGCGGCUCAUGGGACCCGUCAGCCUGCAUCACCCUGGGCGACCGUUGGCCCACAGACAACCGGCACAACCCGGAGGAGAUCUGCUGUGGGCCGGGGCCCCGAGCUUUCAUCCCUGGCCCGGCAAGAUGAAAAUGGAGGGGCCGUCUUAUCUCUGCAGUGUUGGUGAAAUGAUGCAAAGCAAGAUGGAGCCUGUGAGAUUUCACCAGACCUUGAAGGAUGACCUGAACACAUUGCACAAAGCUAAUGGUAUUCACCUGAGUGCUGGGGCAGUAGACGAUCACAUGGAGGAUGCUUUGCACAAUGCAAUGGGCCAGUGGCACAAAUUUACAGCUAAUGUAGGCCUAGAUGGUGUACGGAAAGCCCCCAAAGCCAAAAAGAGGAAGAUCUUUAGAUGACAGGAACCUAUCGAUGGAUUUUAUUUAUUUAUUUAUUUAUUUUUGAUUCUCUUCAAAUGGAUGGAAAGCUCCCCAAUUGUAUUUUGUAUUUAAUAUGAGAAAAAUGUCUGACUUCUGUGAAGCCACGACAGUUUGUGGAAGUUUACAUAUUUGGCACUAUCCGGGGGAGAAAACAACAUAAUUGUGUGAACUUAGUUGUUCUUGUGAGAAUCAUCAAAUUUGAACUACUGAAUACCUAGUUUCUUAGAUCAUGAAGAUGGUAUUCAUAUCAAAUGGUUAGAGGGGCUGUAGGUAAGAUUUGGUUUCCAUUACUUUGUCAUUGUACACACAAAUGCCAGAUCAAUACAUGUUAUAUAGCAAGAAUAACAUGCCUCUAAAGCUUUGAAAUAUUAAAUGAUAUUCAAAAAACAUGUGUUGCUUUGUUUACUAAAUUGCCACAUCCCUAUAGCUUGCAUUAAAAUGUGUUCCUAAAGCGGUUCAAACUAUCCUUUAGUUGACUAAGAUAAAUCUAGGUUAUGAAGUUCUCAAGGUUUCCUCCAUCACAUCAAUCUAGUGAAAUUUGAUUGAGUAAAUGUGUUAAAAGCAACAUUAGAUCACCUUUGUUAAAGCACAGAUUUAGUCAACCGUGCUAUUCCUUCAGUAUUUACAUUCUGCCUAAAAUCUAAACCAACCAGUUGGACUGUUUCUCAAUUAACCUGAAUGUCCUCAAAAACAGACUAUUAUAUUGCUGCACAGAUUAUUUUUGAACAGGUUAUCACGCAAUUUCAAACACUGAAUGGUGUCCCAAUUUCUCCACUGCAAAGUUAUUAUUAACUUUUCAUAAACUUCCCAUUAUCCAUGUUCCUCGUGUGCUGCUUUAAUUCCUUAUUCAUAAACUAUAUUAAUGUGUAUGCGUUCUACUAAACUAUAAAAAGUAAAGACAAAACCAAAGUAGAAUUGUGAAGCGUGAACCAUUUUCUAACAGCUGGUACAUGAUUGUCUGCACCUUGUAGCAUUGUACUAACUUUAAUAGGUGUCAUAUGAAUCAUACGAUGCAUUUUUUGUCAAAGACCAUGCCUCAUAUUACUAAGGGUUUGUUUUCGGUCUCCAAAUUCAGUUUUUGCCAAUAUCCCAUCCACUAGCAUAACAACUUUCUGCAUAUGUUCAUAUGUCCUCUUGCAUAAAAUGUUUGUCGAUUUUCUAAACCCUAUGCAGAGGUUCGUUCUGGUGUUUAUCAAUAUAUUUGGGAAACACUGAUUUCCAAAGCUGUAUUAUCUAUAAAGAGUGGUUACAUAUCAAAUCCCUGUAAAUUAGAUUUUCUUUUAUCAGCCAUACAGCCUGGGACUUGGCCCUAACACUAUUAUUGCUGUGCGAUCUCAAAUCAUAUACUGUUCUUGUGAUUCUUUAUUAAACUAAUUUCAGGAUGUCCUUUUAUUGUAAUAUUUACAGUAUUCAGAAAGCUGUAAUCAUAUAAUUAUACCAUACCCUUAAUUAUGUAUUUCAAUUCCCCCCCCCCACACACACUUGCAUAUAUCAGAGCUGGAUGGUCAUUGACAGAGAAGCAUUUUAAUAUCACGUAAGAAAAUCCUCAUCUUGUAACCAACCACAUGAAGAUAAUUCUAGAUAUCUAAUUAACCUGGCUUAUAGCCAAUGUAUCCUAAUGGAAAAAAAGGUAAUACUUGAAGAUCAUGAAUAUAUUGAAAUACUUGAAUAUGACGAUACGAUAAUUGAAGUGCAUGUAAAUGAUCUCACUGAUUUAAUGAGUUUUACUGUAAAUAUUCUAAGUGAUUGUAUGCAUAUUACAAUUUUAGUUUUGUCUUAUUUUGAAAUGAAUGUUAUACUAAUUAAGGAAAGGAAAGGAAAUCUACCCCAUGUCGAAGAUGGUGCUCUAUAUUUAAAAUGUAAAUUGUAUAUAAUGUAAUGUAAUGUUAUUUGUAAAUGCCCAUAAUGUUCUACCCAUUUAUGAAAUGUUCUUAAUCAAAUCCUAUGGCAUUUCACCAUCUUAUACAAUUUUAAAUAAUGUUCGACUGCAACAGGAAAUGUCUAUUAAACCUAUAUUUUGUUACAUAAA
Molecule: messenger RNA, 6747 nt
Organism: Gadus morhua (Atlantic cod)
Lineage: Eukaryota; Metazoa; Chordata; Actinopteri; Gadiformes; Gadidae
Product: methyl-CpG-binding domain protein 5
Exons: 10
Coding region: 747-4697 (1316 amino acids)
Cellular component (GO): chromocenter; nucleus
Molecular function (GO): chromatin binding; DNA binding
Source: RefSeq, a predicted model, not a curated record